CAAACACCCCCAAAUUCACCCACCUUCUUCCUCAAACUUCCGUUUCCCUUAAACCGCUUCUUCAAUCUCCCUCUUCACUGAGCGGGGAGAUGGAGAUGGAGAAGGAGAAGGAGAAGGAGAAGGAGAAGGAGAAGGAGAAGGAGAAGGAGAAGAACUCCGAUGAGCUCACCGUCAAAUCCACGCCCUCCAAUUCAAAACCUAGCAAAAUCAAAGCCUCCGAUACCAAAGAAGAAGGCGAAUUAUCUUCUUCCGACAACGAUACACAAACACACGACGUACGUCCUGUUUGUUCUACUGUGCCUGCUUCGAUUGCGUCACCCAUAUCAUCCAGUCUUCCUCCUAAGGAUAAAUGUAACCCAGGGAUCCAGACUGCUUCUGCUGAUAUUUGCCCAAGAACAUCCAUAUCAACUAUGUCUCAGAAGAUACGUGAUAAUGCUCAAAUUGUAAACAAAGCUAGUACUCCUUGGGGUGCUUCCAGAAAGGCCAAUUCGAAUCUUGUGAUUAGCUUCUCAGAUGACAGUGGCAGUGAAUUGGAGGAAUGUAGUAAAGUGAGAACUUCAAAAUCUCAUAGUGAUGCUGUUAGGCAUUUUAAGCCUCCAACUUCAACACUUGAUAGAUCAAACAAGUUACGGAGUAUGACAAGGAACAAAGUAAUGGCAAACAAACUGCCUUUGAGUCAAGUGUUUAUCCCUUCAAUGACCAAGAAUCACAAAGCAUAUUCCAAGGGUGCUGCUGGGCCCUCAUUUGCUGAGCAAGGAUCUAAAAUCAGAGCUUUCAGUGGAAACCUACAGAGCCAAGGGCGUGGAAACGAUCAAGGAAUGAACUUAAACACUAGUAAGCUGCAGGAUUUGCGGCAGCAGAUAGCCAUUCGUGAAAGCAAAUUAAAGCUCAAGUCUGCCCAACAGAACAAGGAGAGCCUUUUAGUUACAAACCAGGAUUAUAUUGUCACAAAUUCAAAACCUGAUUUGGGUAGGAAGGGGAAUAAUACUAUCUCUCAGUUUCCUCCACUUGGGCCUAAGGAACCAAAUGUGAAGCGCAUGAAAACCAGCGGGUCCUAUUCUUCCAAGCUGAGUUUAAAUGAGCAACAACUUCAUUCAUUGAUUGCUGCAAAAUUUGUUUGGCCUCAGGAGCCUGGAGAAGAGAUACAGAACAUUAAGGGCUCUUAUAACCAGAAGGGGAAAUCCUUGAGUAGAGAAGAGGCCAGUGUGUUGAAGCAGAGUAAGGAAGAUAUCAAGCAUGUGGCUGCUUCACCUUCACUUGGCAUUGACCUUGGCAAAGUACAGGAUGAUAUUACCGACAUUGUUGCUAAUGGCAAUCAUUCAGACUUGAUUGGCAAGCAGGUGGAUCCUCACCCUCUUGUUGUCUUAGAUCAAGCUACAGCUCUACCAAAUGUUGCAUCCAAUGUCCAAUCUCAGUUCGAUAAUGUUGAGUUUCGCCGUCAGAGUGAUGGCCUUCAGCCAUCUGCUUCAACUGCAAAAUCUUUUGAAGGAACACCUCCUCAAUCAGCAUACAAUGUCAAGAUACCAGAGCCAUGCAGUAAUUUCUUUAAGUCGUUGAUCAACUGUAAAAGUUCUGGGACUGCUUUUGGUAAUUCAUCAAGUUGCUUGGAUUUCGGCAAUUUUGAUCUCCAAUCAUUGUUUGAAAUUGAGGAGUCACUAGACAAGGAUCUGGAAGAAGCACAAGAUUGCAGGCGCCAAUGUGAAAUUGAAGAAAGAAAUGCUUUCAAAAUUUAUUCUAGAGCUCAAAGGGCUUUGAUUGAGGCUAAUUCUAGAUGUCUUGAUCUUUAUAACAAGAGAGAAUUAUUUUCAGCUCAUUUUCACUCUUUUUGCAUGAAUAAUCCUGGUUCAGUCAGUUCUUCAAGACAGCAAGAAGACAUGAUAAUUGACGUGGAUCACUUAAAUAGUAUGUCUGGCAAUGCUAAUAUAACUUCUCCUUUGUAUCAGAAGCAUUCUGAAUAUAACAGUUCUACUCGGCUACGUAAUGAUUUAAAUAUGCAACAUGAAAAUGCUGGUCCCAUAAAUACUUCCAACCUCCAUGAGAAUGGACAAAAUUUGGGGUCUGAACCUGGAUCCUGCUCUGACUUAGGUGGUAACACAGUGGAUCCAUUGCCUUUUAAGGGAAAUAAUAUUGCAGAUAGAAUUUGCUCUCCAUCUGUUAAUCCAAACAUUUCAUUGGAUGGAGAUGAAGAGUCAUUGCCAUCUGACCAUGAAAUGAUUGAUUCCUAUAAUGAAUGCUACAUGAGAAAGAAACACUUUGAAGAUGAUCAAAUGGAGGCAUAUAACAUGUUGAAGAAAAACCACUGUGACAAUAAUAUUGAGGAUUCUUUGCGCCUUGAAGCAAAAUUAAGGUCUGAACUAUUUGCACGUCUAGGAACAAGAAAUUUGUCAAAGGCUUGCAAUCCAUGCAAUAACAUUCAAACUUCAGUCGAACAGGGGACUGAGAAUGAUGCUAGGAAUGACAGAACUCAGCAAAAUAAUACAGAACUAACAGUAGGUUUAGCAGUUGGAAGUGACGUCGACCUCAUAAGUAAGAAGAAUGAGAGUGCCUUACUAUCAGGAAAGGGAGAUCAACAGUUUGGUUUUGGAGGCACAGAUAGAUGCAAAACCCCAGAUGAGAUCCAUGGUCCUUAUCAUUUUGAGAACUUGCCAUCAGAGACUCCGGAUUUAACAGACUCUGAUGACAAUGAACCAUUCAGUAGAGAAGGAUCUUGCUCCAAAACUACUUUUAGUUUUACACCUUUGACUAUGAACAGUGUUCUGCAACACAUGAAGGUCAUAUCCUCGGUUAGUAUAGAAGUCUUGCUCUCUAGAACUCUUAAUCUUGGUUUCCCUGAAGACGGUGAUUCUUUGGAAGUGGAUCGAAUCCACUGGAGAAAAUUUAUAGAGAACUCUGUCCAUGAGAUUGUCAGACCCAUGUUACAGAGUGAUGGCUCUUAUACUGACGAUCUAGCGAUUGAUCCAUCGUGGCCACUUUGCAUGUAUGAACUCCGUGGAAAAUGCAACAAUGAUGAAUGUCCUUGGCAACACAUGAAGGACUUCUCUUUUGCCAAUAGAAGGCAGUGUCAGCAUGGCCACAUCAACUCUUCUGAUGAAACAAAAGUCUUCAAGUAUGAAGAUCGAAUGACUCCUCCAACUUACCUGGUUGGCAUAGAUAUUCUAAAAGCUGAUUCACGUUCAUAUGGCCCUGUUUUAGCUCAGAGAAGUAGUCAAUGCUGGCAAAACUUUUUUAGUAUUUCUUUGACGUUACCAAAUUUGCUCCGAAAGGAUGCUUCUGCUGAUGGGCUAUUUCUACAUGAUGCUCGUAUAGAGGCCAAGGGAAGUUGGAAUAGACCAUCAUCAUACUUUCAGAGGGGAGGCUCUGUAUUGAGUCAGCUGAAACAGGGUGAUGAGAACCUAGCUCUGGAAACAGCUCUAACUAUUAUUAAUCAGGAAACAAACAGUCGAGAGGGCAUGAAAAAGGCUCUUCCUGUACUGUCGCGUGCUGUAGAGAACAAUCCAAAAUCUAUAGCUCUCUGGGCCGUUUACCUUCUAAUAUUCUAUAGCUAUACUACAACUGGAGGGAAGGAUGACAUGUUCUCUUAUGCGGUCAAGCAUAAUGGGCAAUCUUAUGAACUUUGGCUCAUGUACAUUAAUAGCCGCAUGAAUCUUGAUGCUCGCUUGGCUGCAUAUGGCUCUGCAAUUUCUGCACUUUGCGACAAUAUAUUUAGUCAUAACUUGGAUGGGAAAGAUGCUAGUGCCCAUAUCCUGGACCUGAUUUUACAGAUGACAAAUUGUUUGUGUAUGUCUGGGAAUGUCGAGAAGGCUAUUCAAAGGAUUUUUGGACUUCUUCAAGUUGCUAUGGAUUCUGAUGAGCCUUAUUCUUUUAUGCAUUCUGAUAUGCUCACAUGCUUAAAUAUAUCUGACAAAUGUAUUUUCUGGGUUUGUGUUGUGUAUUUAGUUCUUUACAGGAAACUGCCUCAUGCUAUAGUGCAGCAGCUUGAAUGUGAGAAAGAACUGAUCGAGAUUGAAUGGCCUGCUGUUCAAUUGACAAAUGGUGAGAAGCUAAGGGCUUCUAGGGUAGUCAAGAAAGUAGUAGAUUUUGCCGAUUCAUGCUUGAACAAUGAAUCACCUGAGAGUAAAUGCUACCAAAAAUCCAUUCAAAUGUUUGCUGUCAAUCAUAUAAGGUGCUUGAUGGCAUUUGAGGACAUAGAAUUCAGUAGGAACUUGUUGGAUAAGUACGUUAAACUUUAUCCAUCUUGCCCAGAACUUAUUUUGCUUGAUAUACGGGCAAGGAAACAUGAUUUUGGGGAUGCGACUGUUGUGGCAUUUGAACAGGCAAUCAGGUACUGGCCGAAAGAAGUACCUGGAAUCCAGUGCAUCUGGAAUCAAUAUGCUGAAUAUUUACUUCGGAAUGGGAGGAUCAAAUGUACUGAAGAACUAAUGGCCCGUUGGUUUAACUCUACUUCGGAGAUGGAUUGUUCUAAAACUAGAACACCAGUUAAUAGUGACUGCGACUCCUUGCACCUGCUAGAUCAUGCUUCAGGAUCAAUUGUACGUGCAUUAGAUUGCAGUCCCAGUGAGGUGGAUGUGGUGUUUUGGUAUCUUAAUCAUUCCGUUCACAAAUUACUGGUGAAUGACCAAUUAGAAGCCCGUUUGGCCUUCGACAAUGCUCUGAGGGCUGCUAGUGCUGGUACUUUUAGAUAUUGCAUGAGAGAAUAUGCUAUGUUUUUGCUUACUGACGAGUCUUUGUUGAAUGAGGCUGCUUCUGUUGGUGGAAUAAGAAGCAUCUUAGAGGGUUAUCUCAACGAUGCUCGAGCUUUCCCAGUUUGCGAACCCUUGUCCAGAAGAUUCAUCAAUGAUAUCAAGAAGCCACGAGUUCGACUUCUCGUCAGUAACACACUGUCUCCAAUUUCUCCAGAUGUUUCUCUAGUUAACUGUAUUCUUGAAGUUUGGUAUGGGCCAUCUCUUUUACCCCAAAAAUUUAACAAACCAAAGGAAUUGGUGGAUUUCGUGGAAACUAUCUUAGAGAUGUUGCCUUCUAACUAUCAGUUGGUACUUUCUGUCUGUAAGCAAUUAAGCAAUGGCGACAACUACUCUUCCCAAGCUGCCUCUCCCAGCCUUAUUUUCUGGGCCUGCUCGAAUUUGAUCACUGCAAUUUUUAAUUGUGUCCCAAUACCACCAGAGUUCAUUUGGGUAGAAGCUGCUAAUAUUUUGGUCAAUGUUAAAGGUCUUGAAGCCAUAACUGAGAGGUUUCACAAAAGAGCUUUAUCCGUCUACCCAUUCUCUGUUCAGCUGUGGAAAUCAUAUUACAGCAUGUGUAAAACUAGAGGAGAUACAAGUACUGUUCUGCAAGAAGUAAACGAAAGGGGAAUCGAACUCAAUGAGCCUUCGUGAUAGAGUUUCACCUUCAUUUGGUAGGAUCAGUAAAAUUACAGAAAAACUAGGAUCAGUUUUUAGUUAUGGGAGAAGCCUCAGUGUACAGAUAGUUCACCUCAUACCGUUUUAUCAUACAUGCUAGGCUCGGUAGUUUCCCCAGUUUUGUUAAGUGGUAGAGAGCUGAUUGCGGCUAGGAAUUAGAUACUAAUACAAAUACUUGCACAAAGAAAAACUUGGUGGAAAAAUGGCCUUUUGUUUCCAUCUGUAAAGUCAUCGAGACCUUAUUGGAACUGGAUUUGUUGAGGGCAUCAUCAUCAGAUUUCUCAGCCAGUUGCUUGCUCUGACCGUUCGGCUAUUUCCAAAAGGUGUGUCGUCGAAGUCAGGUUUUCCUCCAUUUUUUUUUGGUAGCUCACAUUGUUUACUUUUGUUCCCUGCUUGCUAGAGUUAAUUUCUUUGAUUGACCCUACCCAUUUGAAUGUAAGUACUAACCAUUUUUAGGUUUAAAUAUGAUAAGGAUGGUAUAAAUGAAAUGCUAUACUCGAUGUUCAUCGUCA
This is a messenger RNA of Cucumis melo (muskmelon), 5908 nucleotides long. RefSeq lists its product as uncharacterized. The coding region runs from base 90 to 5372 and encodes 1760 amino acids. Gene Ontology annotation, molecular function: protein binding. The record is from RefSeq and is a predicted model, not a curated record. NCBI's taxonomy places the organism in Eukaryota, Viridiplantae, Streptophyta, Magnoliopsida, Cucurbitales, Cucurbitaceae. The transcript is spliced from 11 exons. Gene Ontology annotation, cellular component: exosome (RNase complex); nucleus. Gene Ontology annotation, biological process: RNA processing.